AUGUCUGCAGUCGCCGGUCCCCAUACCGUCAUGGAACCUUCCUACUUUGGCCCAUCCUGGGUCAUGCCUGCAACCGAGUACGACCACCACCUUGGCUACGCGCCAGACAUGGCGAUGGAGGAGCAGUUUGUCAAGGCCGAGCCCAACCACGUUGCUCGCCCUGUCCACUCUGCGUUCCAGGCAUUAUCGAUCAAUUCCACGACUGCAGCACCCGCACCUGCGCCGCAACGACCGCUAUCCCCACCUCCGUCCUCGAAGAAGAUUGACAUGCGACUGGCUGAGCCCGGGAGUGACGAGUCCAAGCCCGGUUACCUUACGCCCAUGGCGCAGUACACAUCCACAACGUUUUGGUACUUCUGGCACGCGGACAUGUUCUCAUCUUCGCUGGCUCACAGCCCGCUGAUGAACCGUCGCCAGAGCAAGGAUAUUCGCAAGUCCAAGUCUCGUCCAUUCGACAACGAAGGGCGAGCGAUUCACCCAGUCCCGAUCAACCCCAACCUUCCCUUCUGUCAGUUCGUCUUCUCCGUCCUCCACAGCACCCAGGUGUCCUUCUCGGUCACCAUUCUCGCCCUCAUCUACACCCACAAGUACAAGAAGUGUCUCGCACUAGGACGGCGACCACCGUUCCAUCGCGAGGUGUCCGAGGCGCAGGGGUUCAUCACGGGCUUGAUGCUUGCCAACAAGUAUCUCGACGACAACACGUACACCAACACCACUUGGGCACAGUUCCUCGGCAUCCCGGUCAAGGACGUCAACGACUAUGAGCUCGAGUGGCUGGACGCAUUGCACUUCAACCUGCGUGUCGGGAUACGCGAGUUUGACAGUUGGCGCUCGAUGCUCGACACGCAUAUUCGCUAUCAGCGCGCCGGCGCCCUCUCUGGAUACGUCUUCCCCGCGGCGGGCGGCCGCGCCCAGUCGGCGUCGCCUCCGCUGGUUCUGCAGCAUGGCGCAGCCGCCAACCAGACUCCACUCAAACGGACGGCCAAGGAUGCGUUCUCUGCUGACGUGCUCCACAACACCUCGAUGUACGAGGCUGCGCGCGUUAGUGCACGCAAGGCCUCCAUGUCCGGGCAGCAGUUCCCCGUCACAUCCUUACCAACACCUGUCCCAUCACUUCCUUCGGUAUCACCCACCGAUCCGACGUACCCUACUCUGGCUCGCUCGUCCUCGCUCAGCCGACAGAUCGCUCGUCUUCCCGCCCCAGGAUCGCAACGCAGCUCGGCUGGCCAGGAGCAGAUGGCGCCAGAAAUUGCCGACCUGCGCCAGGCUGCGCUCGCUAACAACACCUGGGGAGCGCACCAGCAGGUGGCUGAACCGAUCGAUUUUGGGCAGGAUGAGCGGUGGCGCUUGGCGCCUUCGCAGCCGCGCCUGUACUUCUUACAGGCGGCAGCAACACCACAGUUCGGUCCCGAUCCCCGCUACCACAAGGCGAUACCCCACUACCUCGAAGCCGGUCACGAGUCUGGCUUCGAGUUCAACCCAUACGCCAUGGCGUCUGUCAUGGCAGCCGCUUCUGUUGGGGCGGACUCGAUGGACCUCGACCCGAGCCAGGUCGACCUGGCUUCGCCCAUGGACCCACUCUACUCUGCGCAGCAGCAGCAGAGUGCGAUGCAGGCUGCGCAACAGCAGGGGUACCGCGGUAUGAGCAUGCCAAUCGCUCCGGUCCCGACCCACUUUGUGAACCCCCAGCCGGGCCAGUUUGCCAACGCCGGGCCUCCCGGCUACGCGUACGGGUCGUUCGCCUGGCCUGCGCCCCCGUCCGUCAGCUGGCGCCACCAGCACUGGCGUCCAGGGCACGCGCAGCGCUGGUCCUCUGGGUCAGACGACGCAUACCUGGCGAUGCAACCUCCCCCCAUGUGCCACACGGCUGCCGCGUCGCAAUGGUCGACUCCGGCAGUGCACCCGGCAGUGUAUCCUGCCUACCGGACCCAGUUUUGA
This is a messenger RNA of Cutaneotrichosporon cavernicola, 1938 nucleotides long. RefSeq lists its product as uncharacterized. Gene Ontology annotation, cellular component: nucleus; cyclin-dependent protein kinase holoenzyme complex. Gene Ontology annotation, molecular function: protein kinase binding; cyclin-dependent protein serine/threonine kinase regulator activity. Gene Ontology annotation, biological process: regulation of cyclin-dependent protein serine/threonine kinase activity. The transcript has 2 exons. The record is from RefSeq and is a predicted model, not a curated record. Bases 1 to 1938 code for a protein of 645 amino acids. NCBI's taxonomy places the organism in Eukaryota, Fungi, Basidiomycota, Tremellomycetes, Trichosporonales, Trichosporonaceae.